UCCUCAAUUAAUGCAUGCGCAUCAUUUGCGAGAUAUACGGAACGGUCCUCCUCGGCAUCAUGGACUAUUUCUUCUUGCUCCUCGUGCUUCGAUUCGACGCAGAGGAACAGCCGUGGCACACACUCGGCCACGACCCAUGGGGAUUCAUUAUGUCCAAGCACACCAAGAUCUACGAUGUCGGCAGUACUGAAGAAUACGACAUGCAACAGGGUGACAACAACGGGAACAUCGACAGUUUGGAUGUCCUGAACGGAACAACGCCCGGCCAAGAGCCCAACUACAGGUUGGUCCUGCGCAGAUACGGCAAGGGUGUUGGUGAUGGCAUUGAUGGGUUGGAUGGAUGGAAAAUCUUCGGACCCAUCGUGCACUGGGCCAUACACAACGCUCGCACUAGCAUAGCCGCUCAUCAACUCGCCGAGAAAGAGCGCGGCAUUGAAAACCCGGAACUCGAGCUGAAGCACUUAAUCAUAUACAUCUUGUCGCUCGUGCCCAUGUUCUUCAGCGGGCAGUCAGUCUUACUAUGAUCAUCCAUUCGAAUCGAUACUUGCUCUGAUUGUGCUGGAGCACGUAAACCAGACGCUAGCCAAAUUCGCUCGCUGCCGACUUGUAGAGGAUGUGUGAAGGUAUGCGAGUAAGGGGAGGCCGCGGGUGGAGGAGCAUUAUGCGAAAGAUGAAAGAGGUUGGAAAAGGAGCGACAUUACCAACACUACAAGAGAAGAGAUCAAAGAAAAAAAAACC
Colletotrichum phormii is the source of this 738-nucleotide messenger RNA. RefSeq lists its product as uncharacterized. The transcript has a single exon. The record is from RefSeq and is a predicted model, not a curated record. Bases 15 to 524 code for a protein of 169 amino acids. Lineage: Eukaryota; Fungi; Ascomycota; Sordariomycetes; Glomerellales; Glomerellaceae.